Mucor mucedo is the source of this 790-nucleotide messenger RNA. RefSeq lists its product as uncharacterized. The transcript is spliced from 5 exons. Bases 167 to 622 code for a protein of 151 amino acids. The record is from RefSeq and is a predicted model, not a curated record. NCBI's taxonomy places the organism in Eukaryota, Fungi, Mucoromycota, Mucoromycetes, Mucorales, Mucoraceae.
AAUAGGGCCAAAAAAGCCGGAAGUGGCAAGCCAAUGAAAAAACGAAGAUUGGUCGGAGACCAAAACGAAAGCGAAAAUUGGAGGUGAAGGCUCUGUAUUUCUUUGGGACAUUUGGGUUUUUUUGUUUUUUUGUUUUUUUGUUUUUUCUUUUUUUCUGUUAUUUUAAAUGAUCCUCUUCUAUUUGUUUGUCCUUGUCUUUGCAGUCAAGGCAAGUGAAUAUAAUGACCCUACCUUUAUCCCUUUAUCCUUAAAACCAACUUUUGAUGUUUUCAAAUCGGAUGAUUGUCCUCCUUGUUUCAACUGUAUGUUGCCAGGCUUUGAGUGUCUUCAUUUCGCAAACUGUUCUGAAUAUGACGGCAAGUGUAAUUGUCCGCCAGGUUUUGGAGGUGAUGACUGCAAACAACCACUAUGCGGGGCUUUACCCGAUGGCCACAAUAGAUCUCCUCGAGAGAACGAUCACUGCGACUGCCCUGAAGGUUGGGAAGGCAUUAACUGCAACGUUUGUAAGACCGACGAUGUGUGUAAUUCAUUGGUGCCUACCGGACAAAACGGUACUUGUUAUCGCGAUGGUGUCACCGUAUUCGAAAAUUAUCAAAUGUGCAAUGUAACAAUAAUCUUAUAGACCGAAAAAUCCUUGAUCAGUUGAAAACACAAAUUCCACAAGUGACCUUUUCUUGUAACCGACAUCAAGAGACAUGUGACUUCCAAUUUUGGGUAGAUGAAGUAGAAUCGUUUUAUUGCCAUUUCAGUACAUGUGGAUUUGAACAACACGCGGAUUAUAACGGGAAAA